AUGGCGGAUUCUUACUUCUUCACCUUCAUCGUAAUUCUCCUAUCAUUAUCAUUACUACCAACAUCAACAAGAGCACAGGAGAUGGUCACAUCACCAGAGGAACUGGAUCUCCUCGUUAGGGACUACACGUUCAAGUCCUUUGGCAGCCGGAGAAGAAUCAAAACAGGGGAAAUUUACAAUGUAGACAUCCCGGCUAACCUCUCUGAUGGUGGUGUGAUCACGGCGAAUGCAGCGAGGUUCCGGUGUGGCAGCCUGAGGCGGUAUGGCGCCCGGUUCGAUGGAGUCAGACUACAGCGCGGCAUAAAGGUCCAGCCAUGCUUUCUGAGAGUGAUGGUGAUCACACAGAACUUGGGUCUCAAUUGGUCAUCCCUCUACUCAUCAAACUAUGACCUCUCUGGGUACCAAUUGGUGUCUCCAAUUUUAGGCCUUACUGUCUAUAAUUACAAUCCCAGCAGCAGCUACAACCCCAAUUCCAGCUACCCUCUAGAGGUUGGAAUCCGUUCUGGUCAAGGAAGCCCCCUCAUCACUAUCAGUUUCAGCAACACUACAAAUGAUCACAACAAUUCUUCUUGUGCCAUAUUUGAGAGGAGUGGGACGGUGAGCUUGACACAGCCUGUUUCUCCUCGAGUCUGUGAGUCAACAGUGGACGGCCAUUAUGGGUUGGUGGUGAAGCUGCCUCCAAUGGUGCCACCAGCUCCUGCUCCAGUAGCAGGAGGAGGUGGAGGUGGAGGCAAAGGCAAAGGCAUAUCAACCAAGCGGAAGAUGGUAGUAGGGUUCACCGUGGGGGCUGCGAGUUUGGUUGCGAUGUUGGCUGUUCUGGUGGUCAUUGGUAUGAUGGUUAAGAAGAAGAGGAGGAUUGCGGAGAUGGAGAGAAGGGGUUAUGAAGGUGAAGAUCUGCAGUUUGCUGUGGUUGGGAAUGUUAGAACUCCUGUGGCUGGUAGUACUAGAACUCUUCCCAGCCUUGAGCAUGAUUUCGUCCCUCGUAACAAUCCUUCCUCCAGAGAUUGA
Linum tenue is the source of this 1008-nucleotide messenger RNA. The record is from the annotation of a GenBank genome assembly. NCBI's taxonomy places the organism in Eukaryota, Viridiplantae, Streptophyta, Magnoliopsida, Malpighiales, Linaceae.